GUGUAUUUACAGGGUACUCUUCGAUGUGUCCAGCCGUUUCUGGAACUGUGAAUGAAGUCCAUCCGCGCCGUGGCAUGAUGAUGCAUCAGAAGUCAAUCUCGAAGCUCUACGUUUAUUCGGUGUUGCUGUUUUCAACCUCGCAAGACAGAAUGGACCCUACGGCCAUCGAACCACAAUUAUUUGCGUGAGGAAUUGGCGCUUGGUUUAUAGAGAGGCAGGAGAGCGUGCAGCAGAAUGCCGUGUCUGAGAUACUUAUUGCCAUGACGAGCAAGGAACUCAAUAUCCGCCGUAGAAUCUCCAACAUGUGAGUUUCAUAAGUUUCACUUUCUUUCUCACCUUUCAAGGGGAUGUGCUUGGUUGGUGACUCGAGCCGCUCUUGGGUUGCUUGUAUCGUUGUCAGCGUGGAGGCAGUAUGUCAUAUCACCAAUAGUCAAAUACACGGUCUAUUGGCUUUGCUAUGGUUAUGGAGAGGUUGAUUGUAUAUUGGAAAUCCUGCUCAUUCCUCUUAGAGACUCGAGGACAUUACGGGAGCACCACUGGUUCUUGAAUAUACUGCUUAACGUCGUCCGGGCCGCUGAGGGAUCAAAGACACAAAAGUGAUAUUUAUAGUGAAUGACACAAAGAAGUGCGAAGCAAUUAUCGCCACUCUCGAAGGUUUAUGUCUGAAGAGGCUUCAAACGUGACCUUAAGUCCCCUAAACUAAAGAGUUUGGCCUCUCUUGUUUAGGCGAAGAUGGCAGUAACCCUGGACGCCGAGAAUGCUGCUUAGCAUCUGCUGGAAGCCGACGUGCGGAACUGAUGAAACUAGCUGUUAGUGACGAUGAUGAGGCUUAGACCUUGCUGUAUUGCGGGGUAAUGUCAAGAUACAAUAAAGGAGAAGACGAUUUUCCAACUCUCCGGGAGUACAAUGACUAUCUGGAAGAGACAGAAGAUAUCGUGUUCAACCUAGUAGAAGGGAUUGACGUCCAGGGAACAGAAGCUAGGAUUGCCCUUUAUCAGGAGGAGCAUGCUGAGCAGAUAAUUGCAUCGCGCGCAAAGAAGGCCGAAAGAAUAUCAGCAUCUUUCAGGGCGGCUAAUGCGAAGAGGAAUCAAGAUAAAGAAGCAGAUUUGGAACAGGUGAAGGAAGCACCUGGAAGUACCGGAAUUCAAGCUGGUGCGGCAGGACAAUAUGCUCCUUCUAUGGUAGCUGGAAGUAUGUUCAUGCAACCGCGGCCAAUGGGACCUGGUGGGCAGCCUAUGCCUCUGGGAACCUCAACCUACAAUGGGGAAGGCAUCGAGGACCCAGCUGCUCAAAAGAUCCGUGAAGAAAGGGGCGCCCGAGCUGGAGGAUGGACUCCAGAGCUUGGGCGGAAGCGGGCAUUUGAAGAGGCUUUCUGCAGUGUUUGGGUAAAUUAGUCCGAGUAAAAUGUGAACUCAAAGAGACCAAUCGAUAAACAGUGGGUACAUGUGGCCAGUUGGUGUUGCAAAACAUCACUAGCUAACAGCAACAUUUCUUCCUGCUAGCAGAAAGUGGUUACACAGACAUGGUCGUGGAAGAACUCAUUUCUGAAUAUUUUAAGAGUUUCUCCUGAGUACGCCAACGAGAAAUCACAAUUUAUGAGAGUUUGGAGCAGAGCCGACGAACAAGUUACUUGCUGCUGCUGAAACCUUGAGCCAGGGAGGAGAUGCAUUUAUUGUAUGUUGAAGCCCCUGUAAAAAAAUGAAAAACUGAUGAGCUGCCGAGAUAUUAUUAGACAUAAUUCUGUUUCGUAUGAAGUAGCUUGGUUAAUGCUAUUUUGCCACAUAUUUGACGGACUCGUAACUCUAAGUAAACACCUUGCAGUUCGUGAUGUAGUCCCCCUCUACCCGUUUCUGGAAGUCUGAGUACGGGGUUCGGUUUCUGUGGGACGUAUAUUUUCCAAGGUGAUUGUAUGUUCGAUUUAUUUGUCACGGUUAAGUACCACGUAGUAUCUUUCAUCAAGGAUUAUGAUUUUAUGUUGUUGAUGAUAUUAAUGUUUAACAGAACUUUAUGCUAAGUAUAGUUCUGCGGUAUUUCAUGUUUAUCAUACAGUUGAGUUGGAUAUGAGGAUGCCUUUCCUAUGGUUCGGACGGAAAGUGGACAGGAGUUGGAAAUUCGACUAGCCACUCCUGUAGAAGUAACUAAUGGAGAACCAUCAUCCGGACACCACGAAAAAUCAAGGGUGUGAAGUUUUCAAUAAGACAAGUUGCGUAUACACCUUGAAGAAAAGUGGUCAGGAUUUGAGAACACAUUUGGUAAACUAAUCACCUAAAUGCACAUCCUUUGAUGCUCUGUGUGCGUUUCAUCAAAUGAAACUUUCAAAUAUCAUAAUGCCAAUGAGUUGUGGAUCAAACAG
Messenger RNA from Marchantia polymorpha subsp. ruderalis, 2353 nucleotides. The record is from the annotation of a GenBank genome assembly. Lineage: Eukaryota; Viridiplantae; Streptophyta; Marchantiopsida; Marchantiales; Marchantiaceae.